This is a messenger RNA of Drosophila hydei, 2107 nucleotides long. RefSeq lists its product as uncharacterized. The record is from RefSeq and is a predicted model, not a curated record. NCBI's taxonomy places the organism in Eukaryota, Metazoa, Arthropoda, Insecta, Diptera, Drosophilidae. The transcript is spliced from 4 exons. Bases 133 to 2022 code for a protein of 629 amino acids.
GAGUGUAUCGACAGGCUGUCUGUCAGAAAAAAAAGAAAAGAUUGCAACAGCAACGGAAUAGAUUUAUUGAUUUUAAUAUUCAAGUUUGUAAAACACUCCGAGGGCUGAAUUUAAUUAAAACAAUUUGGCAAAAUGGAGGCGCUGGUGAAUUACAGCAGCGAGGAUGAACACGAGGAGGAUUCCGGCUACGAGAUAAGGGCACCACCACCACCACUACCAUCUGCACAGCCAUCAGCAGCUGCUAGCCGAAAGCGCAGCUCACCACCCGCAAAUGCAUCAGCUGCAGCUGUAACUUCUGCAUCAUCAAUGGAGGUAACAACAACAGCACCAACAACAGCAGCAGCAGCUAUUACAACAUCAUCGUCAUCAUCUGUAUUGGCUGCUGUAAAGCCACACAAGUCUAAGAACAAAAGCAAAGAGCGCCAGUUGCGACGCCAGCGUCGCCGUUCGAGCAGUCAUAGCGCAAGCGGCAGCGACAGCAGCGUCGACGCCGACGACAGCAAAGACAAAUCGAAGAAAAAUAUGGCAACGUUGUCGCCAACAACAACAGCAACCUCGAAGACGGUUAAAGAUCAUCAAGUGGCUGCCAGCGGACGACAUAGCCAUCAUCAUCAUCGUCAUCAUCAUCACAGAAGCCGCAGCAGUCGCCAUAACAACAGCAAAAACAACGUCGAGGAUGCGCGUGGCAGACAGCGCGACACGGAGCGCAGCAGGGACAAGGAGCGCGACAAGGAGCGCGACAAGGAGCGUGACAAGGAGCGUGACAAGGAAUACAGCAAGAGCGAGCGUCAUCAUCGCACCAAAGAAAGCACCAAGGAGAGCGACUAUAAGCGCGAGCGCGAACGCGAGCGUGAGGAGCGCCGACAUGGCAGUGGCAGCGGCCGGGACAGAGAACGAGAUAGGACUGGCUCACGGCAUCAGGGCAAAGAGUCGCGCUAUAGCGACAACUCGCGCAACUACAACUCAUCAUCCUCCACAUCCUUGACGUACAAAUCUCAGUCACAGCAGCAGCAGCAACAGCGUCGCUCCUACGACGAACGCAGUCGUCGUCGAUCUCGCUCACGUUCGAGAUCUAGCUCCCGCACACGCACGCCUAUUGAAUCGGCCAGCAGUCGCCGGCGCCAUGGGACGUCGCAGGCUACACGCAAAUAUCGCAGACGUACCUCGCAUGAUUCUAGCAGCCGUUCCAGAUCGCCGCCGGCUCGAAAGUCUAGCGAGCCGCUAAUCAAGGCCGCCUAUCCUUCGUCUGGGCUGCUCGGCAAGCCGCCGACUCAUGUCAUGCCAUUCGCAGCUGGAGGCUCGGCAGCAGUGGCAGCAGCAGCGGCAGCUGCAGUGACUGCCACAAUGUCUGCUGCGGGCGGUGCUCCCGGCGGCGGUCUCCUGCCCACGCCCAACUAUGCGCCCAAAAUACCAUCGUUAAUGUCGCUGGAGCUGAAUACGCCGCCCAGCGCACUAGUCGAAGCGCAGCCGGCAGCUGUGCAGCUGCCCAAGUACUAUAAUCCAGGCAUCAUCAAUGCCAAUCGCUAUGCCGAGCAGCAGCAGAAGCGGAAGCUGCUGUGGGGCUCCAAGAAGAACGAGGAUUCGGCCAACAAGUGGGGCAAUGCGCAUUUCUCUCAAGACUCGGAUGGCAAGGUGGCAUCCAAGUUUAUGCGGCUCAUGGGCAUCAAGAAUGCCAACAACAAUAUAAAUCCCAGCUGCAACAGCAACAGCAGCAGCGGCGCCACCACCAACAUCAACAACAAUAGCAGCAACAUCAACAGCAACAACAACAGCAGCAGCAACAACAACAACCAAAACAAUGGCAACAACGUAAGCGCCACAGCCAAUGCGGAUGCAACGACUGACCCAACAUGCAGCAAUAGCAGCAGCAGCAGCAAUGGUGGGGCAUCUGUGCCAGCCGACGUGCAGCUGCGUCAACGCAUGUUCUCCAACAUGGAGCAGCAGUACGAGGUGGCACGUGCCGCCACCCACACGAUGCGGGGCGUCGGCCUCGGCUUUGGCUCGCAGCCGCGCAGCUUUUAAAGCGUUGAGUGGAUGCUGUAAAUAGAACAAAACUCGUUAAGUCACCUACAACUGUUCUAAUAUCUGUUCGCAAUAUUUAUUUUUG